Messenger RNA from Capsella rubella, 1146 nucleotides. Its product is annotated as probable F-box protein At3g56670. The record is from RefSeq and is a predicted model, not a curated record. The coding region runs from base 1 to 1146 and encodes 381 amino acids. Lineage: Eukaryota; Viridiplantae; Streptophyta; Magnoliopsida; Brassicales; Brassicaceae. Gene Ontology annotation, molecular function: protein binding. The transcript has a single exon.
AUGAAAAGAGGGCGUGAAGAGAAGAACAGCCACGAGACCUUACCAUCGCCAACACGACUUCGUCACGGUGGAGUUAUCGAUAUACCUUAUGAUCUUACCGUGGAGAUACUCAAGAAACUUCCGACCAAAUCUCUAGUGAGUUUCCGAUGUGUCUCAAAGCUGUGGUCAUCAAUAAUCAGCAGCCGUAGAGACUUGAUAGACUCAAUCUUGAUUCGUUCUUUGAAUCAGCCUCCGCGUGAUGUCCAUAUCAUCUCCAGCUGCUACGGUAUAAACAAAAGUAUCAUAGCCUUGUCGUCUACUGACAAAGAAUUAGUAUUACUCCCUGGACAAUGUCAUCAAUCUGUCCGCGGCUUGAUUUGUUGUUGGUCAGAAUGUCAUAGUCCUUAUAUGGUAGCUAUAUAUAACCCUACCACAAGGCAGUCCUUUGACUUACCAGAGUUGAAAUCCAAGCAUAGAGGCUAUUUCUUCUUCGGAUACGACCCUCGAAAGAAUCAAUACAAAGUAUUGUAUCUACCAGCAAUUAGUAGGGUUGAGAGUUGCCAAGUUUUCACAUUGGGAGAUCCCUCAGCUAAGCAUUGGAGGAACAUACAAUACGUUAUCCCACCUGAACAGUCCAUGUUGUUAGGUGUAGUUUGCAUCAAUGGUACUAUCUAUUACCGCGAAGCGACUAUGAAGAUUGAUUAUCCUUUUCCUGUAGAUAUCAAACUUAUGAGUUUUGAUGUUGGCUCCGAGGAAAUUAAUCAAGUAGAGGCUCCAAAACUACUGAUGCAUUUGCAUCGCGAUUCGACUCUGGUUAACUACAAAGGCAAGUUAGGGCUCGUCUCUUGCGAGAUGGGCGUGGAAAUUUGGGUUAUGGAAACACAAGGUUGGUCCAAGUGCUUCUUUUGUGAGAUGUGGGGUUUUCAAAGAUGGUUCAUCUCGGGAGCUACUCGUGGUGGUGAGAUUGUUUUUGUCGAGUCCAGGCACUUCUCUUUCAACAUGUUACGUGUCUUUUAUUAUGAUCCAAAGCGAAACAGUAUGCGAUAUGUUGACCUCGAAAACUGUUAUACAGAGAAAGGAAGCUGUAAUAAGGGAUACAUAUCUACAAUCUCGACUGUUCCGGAUCAUGUUGACAAUACUAUGGGUUUGCAUUAUAUGAUAGAAUGA